This is a messenger RNA of Frankliniella occidentalis (western flower thrips), 4575 nucleotides long. Its product is annotated as gem-associated protein 5. Bases 211 to 4494 code for a protein of 1427 amino acids. The transcript is spliced from 17 exons. NCBI's taxonomy places the organism in Eukaryota, Metazoa, Arthropoda, Insecta, Thysanoptera, Thripidae. Gene Ontology annotation, molecular function: protein binding. The record is from RefSeq and is a predicted model, not a curated record.
AACAAACCAAAUAUUCGUAGGGUGUACGUUUGCCUGAGCACUAGCUAUAGGUUAUGCCGGGCUAACUGAACUGUCAUCGGAUUCACCAUCUGAUACAGAUAGUGUGAUUCAUUUUGUAGGUAAUUAAAUUCAUUAAACAUUAUUGUGAUAUAUUUACAUUCUGGCCUACUUUAAGUAGUGUUAAAGCAUGUUAAUGUGCAGUCCAAGAAAAUGGAAAAGUGCAUCUUAGCAGGAUCACCCAACUGGUACCUGUCACAAGUUUUGGAUAUAUCUUCUGACAGUAGAGUAGCCUAUGGCUCUCUGUCAAGUUUGGUGAUACUUGAUCCCUCUCACAUCUUAAAUCCAGUGACAAUAAAUCAUGCACAUAGUUCUAAAGUAUUAUCAGUAUCAUUUCCUCCCCAUGGCUUUGGUAACAAAUUGUUGUCAACCAGCGAGUCUGGUGAAGCUUUUGUGUGGGAUUUGAACUCACGAAAAAUAGCCCAGUUUUACAAACAUCCUCAGAAAUGUGCAAUACUUGGAAACUGGUCUCCUGUCGAUGGUAAUUUGAUUGUACUAGCAGAUGAAAAUGGAAAUCUUUUGCAAUGGAAAAUAGAACCCAACAAAACAAGCAUCAAACAGUUCAAAGAGCAUGCUUUCACAGUUGUAUCUUGCUCUCCUCAUGACCAGACACUUGUUGCAACUGGUACUAAGAAAGGCCUAGUUUGUGUUGUAAAUAUAAAGGUUCCAGGAAAGGAAUUUAUUCUCCACAAACUGCGAGGUCAUGAUACAGAUGUAGUUUCUUUAUCCUGGUGCCCUGUCAAGGAAAAUGUCAUUAACUCCAAAAAUGACCAGGACAGUAUGUUGCUUGCAUCUGGGGCCAAAGAAAAAAGGAUUUACUUCUGGAGAGCUGGGCAGGAUGGUCUAUAUGAAACCUAUGUAGAUGUACCAUUUGCACCAAGGACACAAGCUGCAAUGAAGCAAUGGACAUGUGUUAGCUGGUUUGAACCACAAAAACUGCUAGUAUCUACAGUUGUUGGAGAAGUUUUAUCAAUUGAUGUAUCAAAACUAAAGUCAAAAAAAGUGACUGAAAAAGUGCCCAAGUGGGAGCAUUUUUCUGAUAGCCACAAUCGAUGCCAUGUUAUUGUUAAAAGUAGCCUUUGGCAAAUGAUGAAUGGCGCAGGGGAGGAAGACUGGCGAAAGAAGGAGGCUGUACCUCAUUGGGUAUGGACUUUUGGGGCAGAUCGCUUAAUUUCUGGAGUUAGUUGUUCUGAAAAGAGAUUUUCUCCCAUCAAAGUGAAUACAAUCGGAGGUCCAGUUCAUGCCAUGUCUAUAUCGUCCAUUGAUGGAACAAGUUUGGCUAUUGGAGUUGCCGACAAAUCUAUAAGAGUAAUCAACCUUAUUGAACCUCAGUUGAAAACAAUGCAAACAUUCAACCAGAAAGUAAGUGGAAAAGUUAUGUCUCUCUCUUGGCAUCCGUCAAAGGAUGGUUGGCUUGCUUAUGGCACCUCUGAUGGUCGAAUAGGUAUACAGUUCACAUGUUCUGUUAAACCUCCUUUACUUUUUCGACCUUUCACUAAAGAGAGUAUAUACUCAAUGGAAUGGGGACCUUCUUUAGCCUCAAUCAAGGUUAAAUUUGAGCCUUCUGAAUAUUCUGAGGAGGGCGCAACUGAAGUGAAAGCAUCUCGUUAUGUAUUAUAUGCCAUUGGUGGAGGAAAAAUUGCUGCCAUGGAUCCUAGCAAACCAGACCAAGUUUUUGAUGGAGUGUUUGAGGGUGUGUUAAAAUCAAUUCCAAAGAUUGAAAACCUCAAGUCGAAAAGUAAGACUGUUGGACUUACAGACUUGUCAUGGAAACCAGAUUACUCUCUACUGGCUCUUGGAGAUGAAACAGGUUCAAUCCAUUUAAUUAAACUGGAUGAGAGUGAUGAACUGAUAUUGGUGACAUCGGUAAAGGUGCAUUCUUCAUUAGUCCAGGACCUCUCAUGGCACCCUCAAUGCUGUUCUUCAGACACUUCUGAUGUGUCUCCUCAAAGCAAUUGGCUUGCUACUGCCUCCAAUGAUGUUAACAUUUGUAUUCUUGAUGUCACCUCUGUCCUUGAGGGAAAGCUGGGUGAAAGUGAUAACAAUUCUCUUCCCUCUGCUCUCUCCAAUGUCCCAUGUAUUGCAACUUUGAAAGGACAUAAGCUGAGAGUCUCCAAACUGGCAUGGAGUCCUCAUGAAGGAGGUCGUCUGCUGUCUGUGUCAUAUGACCAGUGUGCUCAGGUUUGGGAUGUUAUUAAUCGUAAACCCAUUGCAUGCUACACUCUUCAUAGUGCUCCUCUGUUUUGUUGUGUGUGGAGCCCAUUCAACUCCUCUUUGGCCAUCACAGCUGGCAUGGAAGGUAGUGUUAAUGUUUGGGAUGUACUCGACCAAGAAAUCAAGUUACCAAUAGCCAAGAGUAAGGAUGGCCCUAAUUUACUAGACGAAGCCAAAGAGGCUAGCUCCUCUUUCAGUAAUCUUGUUAAUGGUGUGAAUUCUUCCAUUAAUGGAGACAGUGAGCCAACGAAACCUAAAAAUAAAACCAAGAAAGAAAAGGCUAUCUUGUCUCUUAGUGGUCCAGAUAUGCAAAAUGAAGAUAGCAAUAUAGCUAUUUUAAAAUUCCUUCUUCAUCCAACAGCUGACAAUUCUGAUCUCAAGUUCACAAUGUCUGAUGAUGAAAACCAUAAAAGAAAGUUACCCACACAUUAUGCAUUUUUUGCUGAUCAGUCUGCUGUUGAUCAGUAUUUACUUAAAGAAACAAAAUCUGUGGCGAACAAUGAACUUAGCUUCACUCUAAAUGUCUGGAGAGGAUCUCCUAAGGAUGCUAUUGCUGAAGCUAUUAGAACAAGAACUGUGAAUAGUUAUAUUAUAUCCAUAGCACCAUCAGUGUCCCACAAAAUGUGGGUUGAGGCUUGUGCAGUAUAUGCUGAUCAAUUAAAGGAAAUCCAGGAAUUCGAUAAAGCCUCAGUCUAUCUUCUUGCAAUUCAUAAAUAUGAGGAAGCUGUUAGAUUGCUGGCAGAGAAUGGAAAGUACAGACAUGCUCUUGCAAUCGCCCGUUGCCGUUUACCUGCUGAAAGCCCUUUAGUUCAGACCCUCCUCACUGAGUGGGCUCAACGAAGUUUAAACAAUGGUCAACAAAGUCUUGCUGCAGUUUGCUUUGCAUCCGGUGGAGAAUGGACAAAAGCAGCUGAAUGUCUUGCUCUGAAGAAAAUUCCUAGUCGCCUCGUACUUGCCGCACAAAUUAUGAAGGAGAAGAGCCCUGAUCAAACAAAUGGCAUAUUUUAUGCCCGCGAAUGUUUUGACCUUUCCCUCUGCCAACAGGAUUGGACAGCAGCUCAAACCAUAUUAAAUCUGUAUCCUACUUUGAAUCAUCAGGCCCUUCGACUCUUUAUGCACCAAAUGCUAUAUAGCAGUAAAGAUUCACUCUCACCAAUAGAUUGGUUAAAUUUAAAGAACACAUCAGGUUUAGAGACCAAAGAGGAUGAUGUACAUGUAGCCAUUUGCUUGUCUAAAGAUAAAGUACUUGCUUUAGAAAAUGAUUUUGUGAAUGAAAUCACAGUAAACAAUGAAGAAACAGCUUGGUUAGCUGCAAGCCGCAAGCUUACCCAGGCAUAUUUAGCAGCACCAGAUCUUUUCCCACAAAUUAAAGAGAGAUUCCUCAUUGAAGAUAUUCUCGACAAAGGACAAAAUUUGCAGAGUGCAUAUCGGCAUCUUGUUCAAGCUAUGGCUCUUCUAUAUCAUUUCCACAUUACUAGUAUGAAGAAUGAAAGUGGUGUUCCAAUCUUUCUCAGAGUAUGCAUGUGGCUUGCUCCUAGAGGUCCAUUGCAGAAUGAUUCCAUGUUUGCAUCACCUUCGUCGUCUUUGCAAAGUAGCUUACGUGCUUAUUUGGCAGCAGGAUUGUUAUUCUGGAUGUUGAAAUGGAACACCACUGAUGAAUGUAAAAGAGCUCAAGUACUUGCAACUGUUGAAUCUCUCAAAAAUGACAUAUUUUCAGUUGAUUCAUUGAAAUCCUUCAAAGUUGAGUUUAAGCUUAAGUUUCUUCAAGAGUGUAAAGUAAAUAGACUUUUGAAAGAGAAGCAAGUUACAAAGCCAGAAGGUACUCUUGAUUCUCCAGAAAAUGUUCAUACUCAAACAUCAAAUGACUUCCAAGAUGAGUCGCUGCCUGUUCAUACUACACAGAAAGCUGCUAUUGGUGAUUUAUCACAAAAUGAUCUGACGGAGCCUAAAAAUACAGCUACAAGGAAUACGGAAUCUGUAACUGGUAAUCAAGGUGUCAUAUUACCUUGUGCAGAUCAAAAUACUGAUGCUGACGAAUUGGAUGAACUUUCGAAUUGGAUUGAAGAAUUUACUGUGAGGAGGGAGAAGGUUCCUAAUCCUUACCUCAGUUACAGCAACUUAAUUCAAGUCUUGAACAUACAUAAGACUGAUAAAAGUUGUAAUGAAAUGUUAGAAAAAUAUUCUGCCUUUUGGGAACAAUGUAAUAGUUUAUUGGAUGUUUAGAAUACCUGAGUUUUGAAUUGUAUAAAAUGAUACAAAGAAUGAUUUGUUUGUAAGUUUCAAUAAAACUUCUUCCUUUGUAAA